Messenger RNA from Acanthisitta chloris (rifleman), 2696 nucleotides. It is a transcript of the gene PPP2R5E, whose product is annotated as protein phosphatase 2, regulatory subunit B', epsilon isoform. Gene Ontology annotation, molecular function: protein phosphatase activator activity. The transcript has 13 exons. Lineage: Eukaryota; Metazoa; Chordata; Aves; Passeriformes; Acanthisittidae. Gene Ontology annotation, cellular component: protein phosphatase type 2A complex; cytosol; nucleus. Bases 4 to 1407 code for a protein of 467 amino acids. Gene Ontology annotation, biological process: signal transduction; protein dephosphorylation. The record is from RefSeq and is a predicted model, not a curated record.
GAUAUGUCCUCAGCACCAACUACUCCUCCAUCAGUGGAUAAAGUAGACGGAUUUUCUCGGAAGUCCGUCAGAAAAGCCAGACAGAAGAGGUCACAAAGCUCCUCCCAGUUCAGGUCUCAGGGCAAGCCUAUAGAGUUAACUCCCCUGCCUCUGCUAAAAGACGUUCCAUCUUCAGAGCAGCCUGAACUGUUCCUAAAGAAACUUCAACAGUGCUGUGUCAUUUUUGACUUCAUGGACACGCUUUCAGACCUUAAAAUGAAAGAAUACAAGCGCUCCACUCUUAAUGAACUGGUGGACUACAUUACAAUAAGCAGAGGCUGUUUGACAGAGCAGACUUACCCUGAAGUAGUUAGAAUGGUAUCUUGCAAUAUCUUCAGAACUCUCCCACCUAGUGACAGCAAUGAAUUUGAUCCAGAAGAAGAUGAGCCCACCCUGGAGGCAUCGUGGCCGCAUUUGCAGCUUGUAUAUGAGUUUUUCAUACGAUUUUUGGAAAGCCAAGAAUUUCAGCCCAGCAUUGCCAAAAAGUACAUAGAUCAGAAAUUUGUAUUGCAGCUGUUGGAGCUGUUUGACAGCGAAGACCCUCGAGAACGAGACUACCUAAAAACAGUCUUGCACAGAAUUUAUGGCAAGUUUCUGGGUCUUAGAGCAUUUAUCCGAAAACAGAUUAAUAAUAUUUUUCUACGAUUUGUUUAUGAAACUGAACACUUCAAUGGCGUAGCUGAACUGUUGGAAAUUUUAGGAAGUAUUAUCAAUGGUUUUGCUUUACCUCUCAAGGCAGAGCAUAAACAGUUUCUGGUGAAGGUGCUGAUCCCUUUACACACUGUCAGGAGUUUAUCACUCUUCCAUGCACAGCUGGCGUAUUGCAUAGUACAGUUUCUGGAGAAAGACCCAUCACUCACAGAACCAGUCAUUAGAGGUUUAAUGAAAUUCUGGCCAAAAACUUGCAGUCAGAAAGAGGUCAUGUUCCUAGGAGAGCUGGAGGAAAUCUUGGAUGUAAUUGAACCAUCACAAUUUGUCAAAAUCCAGGAACCCUUGUUUAAACAAAUUGCCAAGUGUGUCUCUAGCCCUCAUUUUCAGGUGGCUGAAAGAGCGCUGUAUUAUUGGAAUAACGAAUACAUCAUGAGUUUGAUAGAGGAGAACUCAAAUGUUAUACUUCCCAUCAUGUUUUCCAGCCUUUAUAGGAUUUCUAAAGAACACUGGAAUCCGGCUAUUGUGGCUUUAGUCUACAAUGUGUUGAAGGCAUUUAUGGAAAUGAACAGCACCAUGUUUGACGAGCUGACAGCCACUUACAAGUCAGAUCGUCAGCGUGAGAAGAAGAAAGAGAAAGAGCGUGAAGAAUUGUGGAAAAAACUGGAGGAUUUGGAAUUAAAGAGAGGUCUUAGACGUGAUGGAAUAAUUCCAACUUAACAAAAAAACAAAACCGCAUUAUUAACCUGUGGAGUCACACAUUUAUGUAGUAGAAGAUGGAGCAACAGUUUUCUGUAUUGUGCAACUUUACAGUAGAUUUCACAUUUGUUUCAUUAUUACAACAGCACUGUAUAUACCUGUCUCUAAGUAAAGGAAAAAAAUAAGGACUUUAAUCCAAAGUUUGGACAGCAGAUGGACUUCUCAGAACUUUGCAAACAUAAUCAUUUGUUUUAACCCUUCUUUAAAACCAGUCUUCAAAGAUCUGUUGAUGAAAAUUGCAAUGUCAAAUUCCAUUGUCAGGACCUGUUCCUUAUUUAUCGUUAGCAGAGAGUAUAAUACAACUUUCAAAUGUGAACAAUCUUAAAAUUUAGCUUGUCUUUCUGCUAAACUGUUACGUGUAUUUAUAGUAAAAGAGAAAAAAGACUGUCAUUUCCUUAUGAGUUUGUGUAACAUCCUCCUUAUCUGGAUAACUUUACUGUAAUUUCACUUUUUUUUUUCCUUUUGCACAUCUUCAUAAGUUGAAUGUCCAUUCAGAUCAGGGCCAUGAAAAGCAUUGGUCCUGAAUAAAAGUAUUGUUUACUGGUGUGAGCAUUUUUUUAGUACCAGGCUGUCUCUGGUGCUUCUUUAAUUUGAACAUUAGGAGUUAAAAAAGCAAGUAGGUGAUAAACAGAGUAGGAAAGAGAGCUUUGGAUUCGUGCACCUAUGUAUUGCAAAUCCAAAUUAGUGUCCACAAUCCUUUAACAAUGGGCAGUGGUAACACCCUGGACUUCAGUACCUAACCAGUAUUAGUGAUGCAGCAUUGGACACACAUACGGGGUUGGUUUAGAAACACUAAUGGCUAAAUUAUUACAGUAUGUUUUUUUUGGACCAUUUAGAAGGAAUAAAGACACAUAUGCUAAACAACACAAGUGUGAAAUUAAUCUCCAGAGGUCAUGGAUCUGAUUGGAAAUUGAGUUGAGAUAGCAGUUUGGACAGUUUGGAGUUGUUGCCUUACUUUUUAAUAUGUAUUUAUAAAGUGUUCCAGCAAAAGAGGAUGUAGCCUCUAAGAAACAUACUUUAGUGUUUUUGUGGUUCUAGUACUAUUACUCAUCACAGUACCAGCCCUAUGGUCUUAGCUGGAAAGGAUUCUGGAUAAUACACUUCUGCAUUCUCAUCUGGAUGCUCAUUCCUAACUACUGUAUUUGUUACCAAAAGUGGUUCUACAAAUGCUACUGAAAAAAAGAAAAAAAUUCUGGAAAUCCUAAUGUUCUGAGUAUUAAUAAUAAAGUUUAAAAUGCUUUUAUAUCAAA